Messenger RNA from Fundulus heteroclitus (mummichog), 1744 nucleotides. It is a transcript of the gene cideb, whose product is annotated as cell death inducing DFFA like effector b. The transcript has 5 exons. Bases 110 to 736 code for a protein of 208 amino acids. Gene Ontology annotation, biological process: apoptotic process; regulation of apoptotic process. NCBI's taxonomy places the organism in Eukaryota, Metazoa, Chordata, Actinopteri, Cyprinodontiformes, Fundulidae. The record is from RefSeq and is a predicted model, not a curated record.
AGUCCAGCUCCCAGGUCACACACAGAGGAGCGAGGACAUUUUGUCAAACCAAAACACCCGACGGGCACGAGGAAAGGCUGGGAGAAGAGAGAGGAAGAAAGUGAGGACAAUGGAUACCACGUCUUCACUCUUAAAAUCUAUGACCAAGCGGGUCUGGUCCCCGCCUCAGCGACCUUUCAGAGUCUGCUGUAACAGAAGAGAGACCAAGAAAGGGAUCACGGCAGGAACCCUGAUGGAGCUGAAAGAGAGGGUAUGCCAGGCGCUGCUGCUGACCAUUUCUGCAGCAUCCGUGUACCUGGUUUGUGAAGAGGACGGGACUGAAGUGGAAACUGAUGAGUUCCUCAUGACCUUACCUGACAACACCGUGCUUAUGGCCCUAGAGCCUGGACAGACAUGGAAACCUCAGGCAGGUUCAGUUGUGCUUAGGAACCAGGACAAGCCUCGCACUGGUAGAGACAUCGCACGAGUCACCUUUGACCUCUACAAAAUAAGCCCCAAGGAUGUGUUUGGCUCCCUGAGUGUGAAGGCCACCUUCCAAGGCCUGUACUCAGUGAGCGCCGACUUUCAGUGUCUGGGGCCCAAGAAGGUCCUCAGGGAAGUGCUGCGUGUCGCCUCCACCCUCCUUCAGGCCGCCGGGCACCUGCUUAUCACCUCAGCAUCCAUGAUCCGCCGUAUUAUCGAAGGCACUGAGCUCUGGCAGACGCAGAGGACCGAGUACACAGCCAGCUGGCAUUAAAAGCCGGCUGGUGCUGUUGACUCAAAAAUGAAGACGUUGCUUUGGGAUGUUUUUGACUUUGCUCUUACAAUUAGACAUUUGACAGGGUAACAGUAUUGCUAAUGUAAGUAGAUUUUCUCCUUAAAAUAACCAGAAACCAAACAGUGACAAUAUUAAAAGCAAUAUAUAUAUAUAUUUUUUGAUGAGUGAGCUAUUUAGUCUUUUUUUUCUGAUUGUGCAUGGUCUCUUUUAGAUUUUGUUUAUGAUUACUCGGUACGUCACAAUAAGGAAUCUGAUCAUAUUAUCACAAUCAGAUGUGUAACUAAGCAGUGACAUAAAGAACUUUUCAAGGCCCCUGUUCUAAAAACUCUUUGAGUUUUAGGACAUUUUGAGGGCCGAAUGCUGAUUACGUCAUUUAUAAAGAGUUGUGCCAGGAUUGCUUUGACAGGUCUAAAAGUCAAAAACAAGUUUGUUUUUUUGUUUGGAGGGCAAACAAAGACAACAGUUUGAGCAGCACUGUGUAGCUGGGUAAGAAGAAAAUAAGUGCCUCAUUAUGCUUGCAUCUUUUGGGUUCUUUUUCGUAUGUUUUUCUUUGAUUUCCUGUGUGUGUUUCUUAUGGAGGGCCAGAAGGGAAAGCCAAACCCCCCAAAAAAACAUAAUCUGUAUAUAAUAGGUAUUUAUGCAUGUGAUACUUUGAAUAAAACAGUAAAAAAUAAAUGUACCAAAUAAAACGAUUAUUAAGAAUGAUCAACAUUGAUGUGAAUGUCUCAACACUAUAUAUGUAAUAAUUAGAUGCAAGUCAUCAAUUAAAUCUUUAAUUUAUAACAGGUCAAACUCAUAUAUGAUUAUUUUAGUAGCGUGAAGGUAGGCGUAGAGUUAAAAUGAUUACUCUAAUUUAAUUCAAAUUAUAAGUAAAUGUAUAUAAAAUUAACAGAUUUGAGAAUGAACCCUUUAAAACAUCUCUAAAUAACUUCUCUCUCUCUUACUAUGUUGACGUUUUGCAAAAUCCUAAUAUUUAUGCUAUCUUAA